AUGUCGGCAAUGCAAUGCGCAGAAGAGAAGGUUCGAUGCAGUGGCGAUAGACCAAACUGCCAACGUUGCGUGCGAACAGCACGAACAUGCGUGUACGAGCAAAAGGAGGGCUAUGAAUCUCGUCGGAACCUGUUCCUCACACAAUCUACCACCACCGUGCCAUUGCAAGACGGAGGGGUAGGUCAAGACCUGACUCCUAGUAUGCAUGUGCCUGGAGAUCUUCUGGUUACCCUAAUCCCUAUUUAUUUUUCUCACAUCUAUAACGCCUCUUUGCUUUUACAUCGGCCGUCCUUUGAACCUAGCGCCAUUGCCGGCCGUGAAAAGCCUCAGGUAGUUUUAAGUGUUUGUGCAUUUGCUUCGAGAUUCCUACGCAGCGUCAACUGCGAGCAGAUACUGGAUGAACAACGAUAUAGUCGUUCUUGGGCUAAUCAGGCGGCGCGUCUUGCAAUGUCAGAGAUUGAAGAUCCUCAGGAGGCAAAUUUAGUAACAUGCAUGAAUCUUGCCCUCUUCUGGUACAGCCUUGGAGAAUGGAGAAAGUCAUUUAUGUUCAAAGCCCACGUACUCGGGCUGUCGUUCGAACGUCCUGAUCAACGAGACAACCUUAAGUCCGAGAUUCGACGCCGAAAAUAUUGGGCGUGUCAUGCUAUCAAUGCAUUUAGCUCGGAUAUACUUUUCUUUGAUCAGAGACGUUUACAUCAGAUAAAUCUCAAACUGCCCUGCGCAGAUGCUGAUUAUGAAGCCGGCAUUAUCCCAGACAACACCACUAACAGCAUCUACGGCGAGAUGAUCAAGGCACUUGAUCUCUGGGCUGCUACUGCCGAGCUUGUAAGGACCUCUGAGGUGGGUGGGGAUUUGCGAAUCUCUGCAAUGCAUACUCUGGACAAAAAAAUCGAGGCCUGGUGGAAUGAGAUACCACAGUACAUGCGCCUCGAGCCCAAACGCUUAGCCUUGUCACGCCAAGAUUCUCUUCCCCGACUGCUGCUCAUUCACAUCAUCUACCAUCAGUGCCUUUGUUCGCUACAUUCGUCAAUUGUACCCAUAUUCUCUUUAAGCGUAAACGAUCCCCAGUCAUCUCAAGCUUGUCAGCUAUCUGCUCAAAUAGCGUACGAGAAUGCAAAUAUAGCAUCAGAAUACUUUUCUGCUGCGCUCGACGAUACUUGGGAUCCAAGCCGGAUACCGAGUUUUGUUGCAUAUGCCGCAUACGGUGCCUGCUCGAUUCAAAUUCCAUUUAUCUGGUGUACAGAGAAACGGGUCAGAGAAGUUGCGCACAGAAAUGUAGCGGCGAAUAUUAGAAUGAUCCAUCAUCUGAAGAAGUACUGGAAGUUUGCUGCUCUGUUGGUCAGUAAUUUGAUAAUUGUUCUUCACAUGACGAAGACUGUCGAGAUUGACAUUUCUUUCAAGGAGACUAAUUCUCGAAUGCUGUACCAAGUACAUUCAAAAAUCCCCCAUAUUCUCGAAAAUGAGCCCAAAUUUAUGACCCCUGAGCGAUUCAACAUAUUCACGGGUAAUUCGGGCCGUGCAAGACUUUCUGUGCUGACUCACAACGCAAUUUUACUGGGGAAUGAUGGUGUUGUCGCAGAGAAUGCGGAACAAGUUGAUUGCGGGACAAAUGAUAUCUCCCUUGAGUGUGUAGCUUUACCUACUCCGAAUACUGCGGCAGAAUUGGAGACAGAAUCUUUUGACAUAGCUUCAACUUCAGCCACGUUUUCUGACAUACCAUACCUAGAUCCGGCGUUAUUCACCUCCGAUUUUCCCAGCAUUACUUUUGACAUGGAGUCAUUCAAUGAAGGGUUUCCGGGUGUUAUGGAUAAUUGGGAGUGAAACGGACGCGCUAUGUUGUGGUAUAUCACAGCAUCGAGAAGCCCGAGAACAUAAGAGACAACCCCCCCGCCGCAUCGAACACGAUAGUUCAAACAUUUUUCAUAAUUGAAGGGAGUAGAAACAUUUACACAACUCCGCAUGAGCAUGAGUUUAUUGGACAGUAAGCGUAUGUUCUACAUCACGGUUUCGUCUCUGGUCGAGUUGUACGACUACUCAAAUGCAUCUGCAGUCCUUUGGAGAUACAGUUGCUACGAAUCGGAGCUACUUUGUGAGGUCGGUUUCCAGAAUACCACCUUAUAUACUACCAUACUACUGUAUGUGUUGAGUCUCAAAUUUGAUGUUCGCUUAUCUGUCAUGCACAGUAUUAUUACUUUAAUAGCUUAAUAAC
Messenger RNA from Talaromyces proteolyticus, 2209 nucleotides. RefSeq lists its product as uncharacterized. Gene Ontology annotation, molecular function: DNA binding; zinc ion binding; DNA-binding transcription factor activity, RNA polymerase II-specific. The transcript is spliced from 7 exons. Bases 1 to 1821 code for a protein of 606 amino acids. The record is from RefSeq and is a predicted model, not a curated record. Gene Ontology annotation, cellular component: nucleus. NCBI's taxonomy places the organism in Eukaryota, Fungi, Ascomycota, Eurotiomycetes, Eurotiales, Trichocomaceae. Gene Ontology annotation, biological process: DNA-templated transcription; regulation of DNA-templated transcription.